UAACAAUCCACUGUCAGCAGAGAGCUGUUCCAAGAAAUUGCGAAAGAAUCAUAUCUCCACGGACUGUGUAUGCAUAACGUAUCUACUUGUUCUUCUGCGAGUGCAUUUAAGAUACUUUUUUCGAUUUUGUUCCACGUUGAUCGUGUAUGAAGCGCAUGCUCAGAUUAUCAAACGGUGCAGUUUUUGUUUUAUCGAGGAAUACAGAGAUUGACUUUCAGAGGAUUUUAAAGAUAUAAAUAUGACCACMUCAUGGAGCGACAGACUGCAGAACUAUGCAGACCUUCCAGCCAACAUGGACGGGCUGGCCAUGAAGAAGUACCGCAGAGAGGCUUACCAUAGAGUUUUUGUAAACAGAAGCUUGGCCAUGGAGAAGAUUAAAUGCUUUGGCUUCGAUAUGGAUUACACUCUAGCCGUGUACAAGUCUCCAGAGUAUGAGUCCCUGGGCUUUGAGCUGACCGUGGAGCGCCUGGUCCACAUCGGUUACCCCCAGGAGCUGCUCAGCUUCGUCUACGACCCCGCCUUCCCCACCAGAGGCCUGGUGUUUGACACCAUGUAUGGGAACCUGUUYAAGGUGGACGCSUACGGCAACAUCCUGGUCUGUGUCCACGGCUUCAAUUUCCUACGAGGACCUGAAAUACGGGAGCUAUACCCGAACAAGUUCAUCCAACGUGACGACACUGAACGCUUCUAUAUCCUCAACACUCUCUUCAACUUGCCAGAGACCUACCUCUUUGCCUGCCUCGUGGACUUCUUCUCAAACUGUGACAGAUAUGCAAGCUGUGAGACUGGCUUUAAAGAUGGCGACCUCUUCAUGUCCUUCAAGAGCAUGUUCCAGGACAUCCGCGACGCCGUCGACUGGGUCCACUUCAAGGGCACCCUGAAGGAAAAGACAGUAGAGAACCUUGAAAAGUACGUAGUGAGAGACGCAAAGCUGCCUCUCCUGCUGAGUAGAUUGAAUGAAGUAGCCAAGGUGUUCCUGGCCACCAACAGUGACUACAAAUACACACACAAGAUCAUGACAUACCUGUUUGACUUCCCCCACGGCCCGAAGCACGGGACGGCCCACCGGCCGUGGCAGUCCUACUUUGACCUGAUUCUGGUGGACGCCAGGAAGCCUCUGUUCUUUGGAGAGGGAACGGUGCUCAGACAAGUCGACACAACAACAGGGCGGCUGAAGAUCGGGACCUACACCGGACCCCUGCACCAUGGCAUCGUCUACUCUGGAGGUUCUUCUGACAUCGUGUGUGACCUGCUGGGGGCCAAGGGGAAGGACAUCGUCUACAUCGGAGACCACAUCUUCGGGGACAUCCUCAAGUCCAAGAAACGCCAGGGCUGGAGGACCUUCCUCGUCAUCCCCGAGUUGGCCCAGGAGUUGCAUGUCUGGACUGACAAGAGCUCGUUAUUCGAGGAAUUGCAGGGCCUAGACAUUUUCUUGGCAGAGCUCUACAAGCAUCUGGACAGCAGUAGUAAUGAGAGACUGACAUCAGUAACCCUCUAUUUAACCAGUACUCAUACAUCUAUACACAGCGAUCCUGGACAGCAUAGUAAUGAGAGACCUGACAUCAGUAACUCGUCGCCAGAGAAGGGUCAAUGUGAGAUCAACCCCCCCACAUGUUUCUCCCAGACCCCCCAGGAGAUCACCCACUGCCACGAUGAAGACGACGAUGAGGAGGAGGAAGAGUAGAUGGAGGAGGUGUGAUGGCGUGACCCUAAUCAGGCUUGAUUCCUUCCUAGGAGGAGGAAGAGAGAGAGGAGUGAAAAACCGUCUUGAUUCCUUCCUGGUGUUUCCCUGAGGGGGUUUUAGAGUAUAUAUACUUCUAGGAAGAUAUAAACUAUAAUGUACUCUAUAGUCCACAGUAAGAGGGGAUAUUGCCAUUGUAGUGUAUCUAUAGGAGAUUUAUAUAGAGAGAAAUGAAGCUACUUUUUAUACUAGAGAUGUAUCAGGAUAUAUAGGUUUUAUUAAUCAGAUCAGUAUGUAUGUUACUACAGUACUACUGCUCUGUUCUCCAAAAACGUUGCCCCGUGCCCACCUCUUCAAGUUUUACGUUUUCAAUGGUCGUUUUUUCUAUGGAUUUUUAUGAUGAUAUGGGAAAAGGUUGACUUGAAGUUGGCCACUUUUUUUAUUUAUUUUUUAAGUUGAUGAAGCUAAAACAGUUUUUAAGGCAUAGGAUGUUGUAGCAGACAAAUAUACAUGAAUACACACAAGCAAAUAUUACAGACACUACUUUUCUCUGUACUGACCUUACACAGUGUCUGGUCAUAGAGAAGAAUUCCCUGUGUGUGUUUACAUAGUACACAUUAAUGCAGGCACCAUACUGUAGUUUGAAUGUGAAGCACUAAGGCGGAAUAGCCUUUGCCAAACAGUAUGUACUGUAUAUAAACUCUAUAUACUGUGUUGCUGUUAUCCUUUUGAAAUGAAAGUGUUCUAGGCUUGCGGUACUGGCAUUGAAAGAACACGCGUAUCGAGUAACAUGGCAAUCCAAAAACAUGGUCCAAAAAUGUAUUUCGCACUGUUUGUUAUUUUGGUAAUUUUUUUGCAGUAUAAUUCCUCCCGUCGUGACCCUGCAUAACACAGCUUGUGUGUGUGUGUGUCCGGCCUUGGCCAAUCAAAAGUCGAGUUUGCAUCGUCCUGAGCGACAGUAACCAAGGCAUCCAUAAUUGUACUAAAGAACAGUGUGAUGUAUGUUUUGGGUUACACAAAGCACAAGUCUGAUUGUGGCUAACUAAUUGUCAAUAUUAGCUCGAUAUGACAUGAAGCGUGCUGUCUAUUUUAAAGUAUGGUGCACAUAAUGUCAUCUGUGAUUCUGUAUGGCUAAUUUCAACUGACGUUUUGAAAUGCAUGUAAUGUUGUUUCGAGGCAACCGUGCGUACAGGGUAACGAUUAUGCUGCGUCUGUACCGAUGGGGUCUAUGGCAACUUGACGGUCACAUAGGCCUAAUGCUAUUGAGAGGCUGUGACCCAGUAUUACUGUUCUCAUACAUGAUACUGUAAAAAGCAAGACAUUCAUCAUGCAAAAUACCAUUUUUUUUUCUUUCUCCUGUAGGAUGAUAUGAGAUAUCAAAACCUGCAACAUUGUUACACUAUGUGCAACUAACAUGCAGCAGUAGUUUUCCCUUUUUUUACUAAGCUUGGAGUUGUUCGUUAAGUGUUCUCUUGAAUAUUAAAUUGUAACAGUUUUAUUUUUUAUUGCAUAGAACAGCUUUAGUUAGAACUGUCAUAUUCACCCCUACCUAACCAAACCCUCGUAUUCCAUGUGUGAUAAUAUGGUCUGGUGUUUCCUAGUAAUUCUUUGCAGUUAACAUGGAGAGUACAGUAUGUUAUAGGAACAGACCUGGGUUCAAAUACUAUUUAAAAUGUUUCAA
Messenger RNA from Salvelinus sp. IW2-2015, 3362 nucleotides. NCBI's taxonomy places the organism in Eukaryota, Metazoa, Chordata, Actinopteri, Salmoniformes, Salmonidae. The record is from RefSeq and is a predicted model, not a curated record.